Molecule: messenger RNA, 1467 nt
Organism: Aedes albopictus (Asian tiger mosquito)
Lineage: Eukaryota; Metazoa; Arthropoda; Insecta; Diptera; Culicidae
Product: chitinase-3-like protein 1
Exons: 4
Coding region: 224-1393 (389 amino acids)
Biological process (GO): carbohydrate metabolic process; chitin catabolic process
Cellular component (GO): extracellular region
Molecular function (GO): chitin binding; chitinase activity
Source: RefSeq, a predicted model, not a curated record
CAUUCUCUUUUGUUGCAAUUCCUUAUUAUCGUUACUGGACACAAUUGCCUGACCGUAGGUAUCAUUAGAUAAAGAUGCUUUCAGCUUAUCUCGAACGCGUUUAAUCUCACCGCCUACGCAUUGUGUUAUCAACCCAAUAAAUUUUGCGACUGAUUGAGACGAUUUAUGAAAAUUAAGUCAGAACCGCAAUCAAUGAAUAGUCUUGAUUGAGGUAUUCACCACCAUGGUCGCAAUAAUGAUAUGGUCAAUAGCCUUGCUAUUGGCAAUUUCCUGUGGGUCUUUUGCUGGAAAAAAUGUGGUUUGUUACUACGCUUCCUGGGCAACGUACCGUCCCGGCCGGGGUCAAUUCGAGGUGGACAACAUCGAUCCGCAUUUGUGUACACACCUGGCGUACGCUUUCUUCGGGUUGGAAGCAGAUGGAUCAGUUGUAGUGUUGGAUCCUUGGUUGGAUUUGGACUCGGGUCGUGGCAACAUUCGGCGUUUCAAUGAGCUGAAGAACGUCAAUCCGAAUUUGAAAACACUGGCCGCCAUCGGAGGGUACAAUCAGGAGUCGGAAGUGUUUUCUAGGGUGGCUGCGGAUCCUGGUUUGAGGCGAGCUUUUGCUGAAAAUGCUCGAGAGUUUUGUCUUUUACAUGGGUUCGACGGAUUGGAUGUAGGGUGGGAGUUUCCCGGACAGCGCGGAGGAGAUCCCGAUGCCGACAAAGGGAACUUUGUGCUGAUGUUGGCAGAUAUGAAACAAGUGUUUGCAGCAAGUGGAUUGUUAUUGACAGGGGCAUUGGCAGCCGCUCAAAACAUAGCGGAAAUAUCUUAUGAUAUCGCGGCGGUUUCACAACACUUGGAUUUUAUUAAUCUGAUGGCGUAUGAUUUCAACGGUGGCUGGAAUCCGUUUACUGGACAUAAUUCACCGCUGUUCGCCGGACCAGCAGAUGGUACAGAUUUUCAGAGGACACUAAAUGUUCAUCACAGUGUGCAAUACUGGCUCCAGCAAGGUGCACCAGCAUCCAAGAUUAAUCUUGGAAUUCCGUUCUAUGGAAGAACAUUUACCUUGGAGAACGCGGCAAAUUAUGGACUUAGAGCUGGUGCGGUCGGACCUGGAUCUCCGGGUUUGUACACACAAGAGGCAGGGGCUCUAGCUUAUUAUGAGGUUUGUGCAAUGACCUUGAGUGCAAAUUGGGUUCGACAUUGGGAUCAUGAUCAAAGAAUUCCCUUUGGCGUCAUUGAGAAUCAAUGGGUUGGCUAUGAUGAUGCAGAAACGACAAAUCACAAGUGCAACUACAUCCACGAACAAAAUUUGGCAGGCGGAAUGGUUUGGUCAAUCGAGAAGGACGAUUUCCACGGAUACUGUGGGCCAAAGUUUACCCUAUUGACAACUCUUCGUUCGUGCCUUAGCUGAUGCUGUUUUCUGCUGGUAAAAUCGUUUUAUCCUUGUACCGCCGAGUAUUAAAAACCCAUUAUGCAAGCAACACA